Molecule: messenger RNA, 2846 nt
Organism: Helianthus annuus (common sunflower)
Lineage: Eukaryota; Viridiplantae; Streptophyta; Magnoliopsida; Asterales; Asteraceae
Exons: 20
Coding region: 415-2706 (763 amino acids)
Source: RefSeq, a predicted model, not a curated record
AAAAAUAAAAGAAAUAACAAUAAUACUUUGGUAUGGCCGCCUGAGAAACUCUCCUUCCACUUUCUUCUUCUUCUUUUCUCCCUCUCUCUCUCGAUCUCGAUGGAUGCAGCAGCAGCAGCAGCAGGAGGGGGAUACGCGUGAUCCUGCUGUAUCUAUAGCCCUAACCCAACCCAAUAUACCACUUACUAUACAAGAAGUCCGUUUACGAUCAAAUUCUGUAUAUGUUUUUCACCGAAAACUAGUGCUCAUGUGCCAGUAGAUUGGUUGAGGCCAGGGUUUGUACAACAACAAUUAUUGUACUACCUUUAGAUGGAGGACUACUUUUUAUUAUUUUGUGCUUCCUUUCUUUACUUUUCUAUGUGUGGAUCAUAAAGUUUCUUUUGAUUUGGCUCAAAGAAAGAGAGAAUUGCACUCAUGGAGAAGGGGAAUGAAGAGCCAAAUAAUAGCACAGGUUGGGGUGCUUCAUUCUUUGUGCAGCACACAACUGAAGAUGUUUCCCUGAAUCCACCAUCACCUGCAGCAGCAAGACCAUCAGUUGUAUUUUCAUCGAAAGGGGAUAGCGGUAGCCCUCUUCAAAAGCUUCAGACUCAAGUUUUCAGAGUACUAAAAGGCUUCUCCCCUCCCCUUGAAGACAAAACUAGAACCUACAAUCCAGAAGUAUUAACCAGCCAAAAGCGUCAAUGGGCAAGCUUUCAAUUACAGGCCCUGCACCAAAGGAUAUUAAAAGAACCAUCGAGGCUAUUUGAGAGCAUGGUAGUGGUUGGAUUGCAUCCAAACUGUGACAUUCAAGCACUUCAAAGGCAGUAUUUUGGUAGAAGAUCUGAUGUUCCGGGGAGGUUUCGUAGUGCACUUAGUGUUCAGAAUCAGUUUCGUGUAGAGCCAAAUCUCGAGCCUCAGGUUCUUUUUGUAUACCCUCCUGACAAACAACUGCCUUUAAGGUCUAAGGAUCUCCUUUCGUUCUGCUUUCCUGGUGGAUUGGAGGUUCACACUAUUGAGAGAACGCCAUCGAUGAGUGAACUGAACGAAAUACUUCUUGGACAGGAACACGUCAAACAAAAUGAUCUAUCCUUUGUAUUCAGGCUGCAGGGUGCAGAUGAUUCAAUUCUGUAUGGAUGCUGUGUUCUAGUUGAUGAGCUGGUGCAACAACCUUCUAGAUUAAUUUCUAUGAUGGGAGAUGGACAACUUUCUUCCCCACCUUUGAGCCGCCAUAUUUUGACAACCCGUCGGUGUUAUUGCAUUCUCACAAGGCUUCCAUUUUUUGAACUGCAUUUUGGAGUCUUGAACAGCAUCUUCAUUGAAGAAAGACUGGAACGAUUAACUAAAUGUAUCAGCAAUUUAGAAGUGGAAUCAGUGUAUGACAAUGAAGUAUGUUUGGAGGACAAAAUAGCUGAUUAUGGAUCUCAAGAACUGUGUAAUGGAACCACAGAAAGUGUCCAAUUAACCGUGAGCAAUUCUGCCAGUGAAAGAGUCAGUGAUUGUGUUACACCAGUUGGUCCUGAAAUAGAGAUGGAUUCAUCUAGCAAAGAAUGUGACAGUCCUGCUGUUGAUGAUACGGUUUCCAACAAACACGAUACUCAAAAGCAGAUACCAAAUGCAAUCCUGCCUCUUCUUCGCUACCAUCAAUAUGAUAGCUCGGAUUCUUCAUCAAGUUUUCAGGGUUCUCCUAGUGAAGACAGGAGCUUUAGGAGUGAUGUUGAUUCACCAGAAACAGAAGAGGCAUCUUUUUCUGGUCAAGAAGAUAACGACCAUAACGAGAUUCUUGAUUGGGCCAAGACCAGCAACCAUGGAUCGUUGCAGAUUAUCUGCGAGUAUAAUCGUUUAUGUGUCCCUGCUAGAGGUUCAACAAUUAGAUUCCACCCAUUGGACCACCUGCAUCCUUUGGAAUAUCAUAGACCUGAUGAAACAGUUUUGCAUAUUGCUGGUUCAAAAGUUGAUUUGAUGUCAUGCAACACAAGUUUUGAACUGGCAGAGGCUCACAAAGCACUUGCUGUGGAGGAAGAAGCAACAGCUUUAUCAGUGUGGGCAAUUUCAAGCCUAUGUGGCGCCUUGCGUCUUGAGCAUAUCUUGACGAUAUUUGUAGGUGCUCUGCUGGAAAAGCAAAUUGUGUUUGUGUGUUCUAAUCUGGGAAUAUUAUCUGCCUCUGUGUUGUCAAUUAUCCCUUUAAUUCGUCCCUACCAGUGGCAGAGCUUCUUUAUGCCAGUAUUGCCAAAUGACAUGCUAGACUUUUUGGAUGCACCAGUACCUUUUAUAGUUGGUGUGAAGAGCAAAACUGCUGAAGUACAAUCCAAGUCGGGAAAUGUCAUUCUUGUUGAUGCAAACAAGAACCAGGUCAAAUCAUUAUCAAUACCACAUUUCCCCAAGUACAAAGAGUUGUAUGCCGCAUUAACUCCGUAUCAUGCUCAACUUGUGGGCGAAAGUUAUUUAGGGAAAAAGAGGCCGGUUUAUGAUUGCACAGAUGUGCAGGUAGAAGCUGCAAAGGGAUUCUUGAGAGUAUUAAGAUCUUAUUUGGAUUCACUUUGCUCUAACCUACGUUCUCACACAAUUACAAAUGUUCAGUCCAAUGAUGACAAGGUAUCGUUGCUAUUGAAGGAGAGUUUCAUCGAGUCUUUUCCUAGUCGUGAUCGACCUUUUAUGAAGCUAUUUGUGGACACACAACUCUUCUCUGUACAUACAGACCUGGUGUUAUCUUUAUUUCAAAAGGAUUAGCAGUUGUAACUUAUAGUUAUGUAAAAUUGUUUGUUUUUCCAUUUGUACUCUUGAAUUCACAAUGGCUGACUAUAUAUUAAUGGCAGGCAGUAACAUUAUAUAAAUCGCUUUCGUAAUCAUCAACAGCCUUGUUUUUCUAA